Poeciliopsis prolifica (blackstripe livebearer) is the source of this 3800-nucleotide messenger RNA. It is a transcript of the gene tlcd5a, whose product is annotated as TLC domain containing 5a. Gene Ontology annotation, cellular component: membrane. NCBI's taxonomy places the organism in Eukaryota, Metazoa, Chordata, Actinopteri, Cyprinodontiformes, Poeciliidae. Bases 1659 to 2471 code for a protein of 270 amino acids. The transcript has 4 exons. The record is from RefSeq and is a predicted model, not a curated record.
GAAAAUGCUUUAGUGUUCCCUAUAAGCCUAGCCCGCUACAACCAGUUAGCUUGUUGUGCGGUUAGCAGGGUAUCAGGUGGGGCUGCGGGAGCAUCCCGGUGGCUGGUGGGGUAAAAGCCUCCAGUACCGGUGCCUUCAGCUGUCCACCAGCAUAUUCCUGUGACGGUUUCAUCUGUAAAACACUCCCAACAAGAAAACAAAAAACAUUUGCAUGGCUUCAACUCGUCACCGUGUCCUGUUUGCCUUUAGGUUGCCAUGGAAACGGCCCUUUUUCGCCUUAAAAAAGGUCAAGCGUUCACACCUUUGGGAGGUGCAGUUGAAAUAUACAGAAUGUCUUCUAUUCGGGAUGGGUUCCCCGAUUAUUACUUGUGUCCUGAAAAACAUAAUGAUGUCGAUUCAUGUUGUCAUCGUUGAACCUUUCCUUGCCUGGUCGCAGGGUUAGAGGACUGGUCCACAAUCACAGGGCAACACAGAGAGACACACAGGAGGAGCACAGCCAUGCACACAACACUCACACCUCAGGACAACUUUGGAGUGAUCGAAAAGUCUUGUUUCUGGACCGUGAGAGGAACUCAUAGAUUCACAGGGUGAACAUGCAAACUGCGCGGAAAGACACCAGGCCAUGAUUUGAACCCAUCGCCUUCCUGCUGCAAGCCAGCAGUGCCACGAGCUGCACCACUGUGCAGCCAGUUGUUUUAUCUUCUGUAUUUAGUUUUACAAUUUGUAGUUAUUGACUUAAUUAGGUAUAUCGCCGUUGUUUGAAAUAAAAUUGAUUUAGUGGAUUUACUAAAGCACAAAAUGAGCUAAAUGAACAGUAGUCUUUGAGGAACAAUGAAAGUAAUUGGAUAUCAUCUAACUUUUCAUUUAAAUUCAGCAUUUUAAAAGUCAAUAGACCAUUAAACUGUAAUGUUCAAUAUUUACUAACCUUUAGAUGUGUAUUAGGCUGUAUGAGGACAAAACAGCCCAUGGAGUUCCUUUGCCAUAUGGAAAAGUGUUGAUGUUUUUUUCAAGCGUUAGUUCUUGUUUCAUUGUCUGAACACCAUCCACCUUUGUGUGCAUUGCUACAUCCAUCCAUCCUCCAUAAUUUACUUAAAACCUAAUCUCUGUAAAAAAAAAAAAAAAAAGGGAAAAAAAAGCCAGUGUCAUAAAUUGGAAACUUUUGUGUUUAUACUUAAAAAUUUGACAAAUAGAUGGAGAAUUCUGAAAUUUUGCAUCUGAAAAAUGAUCCUAAUUAUCGUUAGGUGUUUCAUGAUUUUAAUUUAUUCUCCUCUUUUUGUAAUGUCUUCAUUGUUCAUUUCAUUAGAUUUUGCCUCUUCAGUUUUGUGUGUCUGGUUUCAUCCUCAUUGUUUGUGCUUUGUACUUGUUUCCUUAGAUUGGUGUGUGUGGAAGGGUACGGUGGGGGGUUCUGUUGACUGCUUAUGUUAAUUACAGUUUUUUUUUUUUUCAUUUCAUCUAUGGUUUCUAUAUGGUCUCAUGAUCAAUAUUUUUUUUACUGUUUCCUAGGAACAAGGGGUGGCUCAACUUUUACAUCACUCUCCCCUAUUUGCAGAAACACGACAGAGUGAGAACUCCAGCAGCGAACUAUCUCUGACGUGUUUUUCUUCCGUAACCUUGUCAACAAGAAUUUAGGCAGUUAGGAGAAAGUAAAGAACUGCUGAAUGCAGUACAGACGCUUUGCACCUUGGAAAACGUUUGUCUUUUUUACAAAAUCCACUUAUAAAAGUUCUUCAGUUCAAGAAAAGCAAGCCUUGCGGGAGACGAUGGUGCCGAUUGUAGGUUUCACACUCCUUUGCUUCUGUUGCUGGGCAUCUUUCUACUUUGUCUUGUGCUUCCUAAAUGCACGUAGGAGCAACGAAUGGAACUGUCGCCUCGUCACGUUGGUGCACGGCAUGGUGGCGGUUUGCAUCACAGCUUACAUAGGGUAUGUGGAUGGACCCUGGCCAUUCAGUCAGCCAGGCACCAAGAACACCCCCUUACAAAUAAGUGCCUUGGUGAUCAGUCUGGGCUACUUCAUUUUUGACAUGGCCUGGUGCUUGUACUACCGCACUGAGGGACUUGUCAUGCUGGCCCACCACACCAUGACAAUUUUGGGAAUUAUAAUGACCCUGUGGCUGGGCGAGUCUGGAAUCGAAUCGUGCGCCGUUCUCUUCGGCAGCGAAAUCACCAACCCCCUCCUGCAGACGCGCUGGUUCCUCAAGCAGACGGGACGCUACGAGACUCCGCUCGGGGACGCUGUGGACGUCCUGUUUGUACUGCUGUUUGUCGUGAUGCGAAUCUUUGUGGGAGGUACAAUGCUGUACUGUGAGCUGAUCUCGCCGAGACCCUUAUUCCUCAUCAAGUGUGGAGGAGUGGCCAUGUACGCUCUGUCCUGGGCCUUCAUGGUGGACAUUGUUGGCUUUGUAAUACGGAGGUGCAAGAGAUGGCACCAGGAGAGAGACCAACGGCGGAGGGUUGCAGCAAAGAAGCAAUGACUGACAUUUCAGCCUCUGAACGUAAUCAGUUUACCUGACUUUAUAUCAGCUUUUCACUUCAGACACUCAGUGGAUUUUUUUCAAUCUAGUAGAAAAUGAUCUUUCUGCAUUGACAGAUUUAUUUCAAAAAAGUUUUUUUUUCAUGGGGUGGGGUUACGUAAAUGGAAUGCUAUGCCAUCUUUUUUGAAAAGUCUACCACGUGUGCAUUUAAAAAUAUAUAUUUUAGUUUAUAUGCUCCUGAUGAUUGUUAUUUCAAAGGUACAAACAUGUCUAUAACGAGGACUGAAAACCAAAGCACUUUUAUAAAAACACAUGUUGCUUUGAGCUGCUGUGAACUGUGGCCCAGUCAUUUGUGGUGGUGUUGUUCCAAAAAGGGAGUUUACAAUUCAGAAAGUGAGACAGUCAGACCUAGGGCUGGCUGUUGAACAGUUUUUGUCAGACAAAAAAAAAAAACAUUAAGACAGCUUUCUGUGCUUUCUUUCAGUUGUUUAUUGUUUUGUUUUGUUUGCUCUAAGAGAAGCACAGUGCUUAUUUGAAAACCCGAUACAGUUUGGGACAUUUUUUUUUCCACUUGCAUUGUGAAUGUGCUAAUAUGAUAGAUCUACACAAAAUCCUGCGACGUUGUACUUAAUUUCCUUUCUGUGACAGCUCAAAUGAUCCCAAAUUACUUAUUGACAUCUUACCUUUAUUUGUUGUAUUAAAGCCUCAUUUAAUUGUAAUACAGUAAAAAAAAAAAAAAAAAAAAAAAAAAAAAAAGCCCAGUGUAACUAGUUCAGAGACAAAGUAUUUGGUACUACCAGCAUUAUAUUUAAAUAACUGACUUUCGGCUGAGUGUCUGUGUGAUUGUUGCGAAAGUCUCUUCAGCCUUUGUUGACAGCAGAAGUUACCCUUAUUGCAAACUAUUUGUCUGAAUUUUGAUGUAUUUUUUUAAGGCACUUAUGCACUUUUUUUAACAUCCCUACUCUGUUUGCUGAAUCUUUGGAACAAACAAGCUCAAUCAGCCAAAAUGUUGGCGAUCAGUUUUGAGCUUACAGCAUUAAUACAUGCCAAGGAAGGUACCAAGCCAUCAGCUUUCGUGUUUGCUGACACAAUAUCUUUUGUCACGAAGAAUGUAAUCAUUUGUUUUUAAAGAGAAGAAAGUACAUAAGUUCUCUGUGCCUUAUCUAAAUGUACUCACUGCCCUUUGUACGUGUUAUGUUUUUCUUUUCUUGUGCUGUGACCUAAAUGCUACAACACUAGACUGUAAAGUGAAAACGUUGGCGAUGGAUUGAAUUGUCUUUGUAAUCCCGAUUGAAAUAAUAAUAACAAUAAAAACAAAAUCUUUGUGUA